CCGGGCGCUGCGUCGUCUGCACCUCACCCUCACACCACCCCGCCUUCCUCUCCUUUUGUUAUUUCUAGUUUUUCCCUCUGGAUGCAACACCUUCCUUUUCACAGCAUCUGGCACGGUCACAGCAAAUGUCUCAACGUUGCUAGACUUUGCUAACGUUAGCAGAAUAUCCUUGCCAUAAAUCAGUCGUUCCUGCUGUUUGUUUAUAUCCGGCGGCUCAUCAGUCCGGGUAGACACAGCGGCCACACUCACAGAACAGCUCUGUAGCACCCACCAGAAGAGUAGAAAGCAAACUAUUCGCGUCAUCAUGAUGUCUGUAGCUUCAUAACUCGCCAGGCAACUCAGGAAUACCAGCAGCCUUCCAAUUCCAUUAAAAAUACAAUGAAGAAAAUCGGAGCGAGUCAAGGAAUAUAAAUACUUAGGAACAAUAAUUGAUGAUAAAUUUUCUUUUAAUAAUAAUGUUGAGACACUUUACAAAAAAAUCAAUUCUAGAAUGUAUUUUGUAAGGCAAUUAAGUAAACUAAGAAUUGACAGAAAGAUUAUGGAUAUAUUCUAUUCAGCAAUAAUACAAUCUGUUCUUUCGUUUAAUAUAACUUGCUGGUACGGAAAUUGUAACAUUGAAUUAAAAAACAAACUUUGUAAAAUAAUGAAAAAUUGUGGGAAACUUGGGGUUGAGAACAUCAUCCCUCUUGUAGAAAUUUAUAAGAAAGCAGUUGUCCGGAGAUGUGAGGUAGUACGACAUGAUCCCAUUCAUCCUUUAAACCAAUAUUAUCAAAUGUUACCCUCUGGAAGAAGGUUGAGGUCAUUAUACUGUAGAACAUCAAGAUAUUCAAGAUCUUUUGUACCUAGCAGUAUUAAAAUGUUAAAUGAACAACAGACAAUCUACCAGUAGCACAGACUGGGUUUGUUCCUGUGGCCUGUAAAUGACCAAUGUGUGUGAGUAGUACGAGGAGUGUAUGACGUAUGUGCGGUUUUAUCACUUUUACUGAGAGCUCAUGAAGCAAUUUUCAUGUAUUAUACGUGACAAUAAAGUAUUUAUUAUUAUUAUUAUUAAGUUGCGAGGCGUUGUCAUUUCCUACCACGCUCAAAUCGUGGGUCACCACACUCUCCACGUGCUAUCUUCCCUGCCGCUUCUACCUCUUCUCCGCUCCUGACUCAUCCCCGUGGUCACACCUGUCGCCGCCUAUUCCUACUCAUCACGCCGCUCCUCUUUGCUGGUUGCCGUUCAUGCUUCUUCCUGAAUUGUGGGUAUCCCUUGGUUCCUUCUCCGAGCCACCCCCAACUCUCCCAUCCGAGUACUCGAGGUCAAGCCUCAUCGCCACCACCACUCCCCACCCAGCCCUUCUCAUGUCCGGACUCGCCCAAGGUCAUCUUUCCAAGUUUGCUCCCAGCAGUGAUUUUCCCAGUCAUCAGGGGCCAGAUCCACGAAACGGUUAUUAUCAACCUCCGGCAGCCAAAUGGUAUCCAAGAACGCAUAAGAGGCAGACCUAAUCCUCUUGUUUGAGAAGAUGCAGUCUCAGCUGGAGAGAAGAACAAGGCAUAGCCAGGCAUUACCAACUCACACCCAAGUUUUGUUGGCCCUGAGAUUGUUUGCCAGUGGGUCCUUCCAAAACGUCAUUGGAGACACUGCAGGACUUACGCAAGCGUCAGCAGGGUCUUCGAGUGUGUGUGCAUCGUGUUGAGUGAUAAGUCAGUGCAGGAAAUCAAGAUGCCUUCAACACACCUUGAUCAAAGGAGGACUGCACAGCAGUUCUUCAGGACCGAAAAUUUCUUAAGAGUUAUUGGGGCCAUUGAUAGCACCCACAUUGCCAUCAAGGCCCGAAGAGUGGACAAGGCCCUCUACUUUAACUGGAAAAGCUAUCACUCCCUCUGAAAAUCCAACUUGUUUGUGAUGCGAAUGGAGUGAUCCUCAGCUACUGCUUCAGAUUUUUCAGGCUCUCUUUUGGAUCUUCAUGGCAGUUUCCACAACAGCAAACACUGCAAGCUUGACCACACUGAUCUUGUCUCCAGUGAAGCUAAGAGUGGGAAUGUUUUUACCAAGGCCUUUGUUGGAGGCGAAUGAAUGUCACUGUCUGCAUUACCAGAAGAGGCGCGUCUGAAGUGACCAAGAUAGGAAGGUACGUGGACUCCCAGGAGAGGCUGUACCAGUUCCUCACAUAUGCUGGCCAUCACUAGCAGACCUCUUGGGUGGUUUCCAAGACCCCAGCUUGGCCUUCAAGACACUUAAUCAUACCAGGGUCUUCCUUCAGCAGCUCACCAGAAUAUAACUGGAUAACUUGCCUGCUGCCAGUACCUCCAGGCCUCUAGAGGUUGUGGCACCACAGCCUGCACAGCCCCUCAAAUCCCCAACAAGAACAAGAACACAACAGGGUAGUGGGAGUGAUGGCUUCAAGACACACUGCCACUGUACAAGGCAGCUGUUACUCUUGUACAUCAUGUGCUGCUUACUAGACUGUGCCUAAAAAUCUGAGAGGAAAAAGUAAAAGCUCACAGGACUGGUUGACAAGACAGCUAAAUGACCCUUAUGUGAAGUUGACCAAGCAACAUCAGUGCAGGCAUUGUCCAUGAUGCUUCCUGUGUUGUGGUUCCAUCAUGGCAGGCAUGGAAGUGCCUCUCACUACAUCACUGCCUCAUGAUCAUUGAGAGCAUGGACACAGACACUGAGGCCCUAGUGGGUAUGUGGACCUCCUCAAUGGACAGAUGGACAGAGGCUGGUGUGCUGGCUACAUGUAUCAGGAGCAAAUCUCAACCUUCUUCUCUGUUGUGGCAACAGGGAUGACAUAUGAGAUGGCCAUGACCAGCAUGCCCCUUCAGGUGCUACAUCUGCACCUGCCACACAGUCCAUCCUCUGAGGCCGUUGUCCUGCUCAUCUUCCCAAAGCCUCAGCGUUAUGACACCUAUGUGGAUGGUGUCUUUGUUCCCCCAGCCAACCUCAACACCUCUGCAGCCGGCUACAAGCUGUUGCCUGAGAACCCCACCCAUCCUCAGGCUUUCCUUCCCAUGUUGGACAAUGCAAUGGGGACCAGCUUCUUCCAGCGCAGUGCUAAGUUGGUCCAUGUGGUGCUGUGCGAAGGCCACAUCCUUGACAUCAAGACCACACCCAUGAUCACCCUCACCAGUGGCCUCAUGGUGAAGGAAGAUGAGUUUUAUGAGCAGAACGUGGUGUUGAAUCUGGCCAGCCUGUUUGAGGUAUCCCCAGACAACAUCAGGGUCAUCAGUGUUAUGCAGGAGCUCUCCAAGAGACAACAGGGAAGGCUGGAGGCUGAAGUGGCCAGCGCUCACACUACAAGCCUGAAUGGCGAGGAGGAGGAGGGAGCAAUUGGUGGGGAGGUGAUUCCCUACAAGAAGCUGGUGCAGAGUCUGGAGAAGGCCGUCAAUAGAUUCCAGGAUGGAUCAUGCAGCAACUGUGCCUCUCUCUCUUGGUGAGUGACCCCAUCGAGCCACCACCCAAGGAAGCCCCUCCAAAGGCCACAGAGGAGGAAGGCAGUGUUGUCAUUCUGGAUGCCAAGCUGUUCUACAAGCAGCAGGAGAAGGAGGUGGCAGAGAAGAUCAAGGAGAG
Scylla paramamosain (green mud crab) is the source of this 3556-nucleotide messenger RNA. RefSeq lists its product as uncharacterized. Bases 2698 to 3423 code for a protein of 241 amino acids. The transcript is spliced from 13 exons. Lineage: Eukaryota; Metazoa; Arthropoda; Malacostraca; Decapoda; Portunidae. The record is from RefSeq and is a predicted model, not a curated record.